GCCGCAUCUGUCGUGUGUGCGGUGGACAAUUCGAUGGCGACGGAUUUGCGCACGUUUGCGUCCAUCGUAUGCCGUGACUGCUUGUACUUGGAGUUCCCGGGAUGUGACUCCCAUCAGCUCCUGUACACCGAGUCCGUCCUCGAAGGCACGACGACCCAUGCCAAGUGCCCCAAGUGCUCGGCCGCGACGAACAACCAACGACCUUUCCGUGAAGGCUGCCGUCGAUGCAAAGGCAAUACGUUCAUUCGUAUGUGGAAUUGCAGCCCCAAGGAGAUUAAGCAGGCCUUCCGGUACUUUCCAUCCCGCAUCGAAGAGAUCGACCACACAGUCGUUCAAUGCGACGAAAAGUGCUGCGCCAGCGUCGUCUUCCCAAGUUCCCGCGAAGUCCUCACCACCCGCACGGCGGCCAGCGCCCUCGUCACGAGCAGCCACCGCCAGCUCAAACUGUCCAACUUCCAACUGAGCAUGCCUCAUGUCCCGGGGUGCCCCCGCCAUGGCAUGCCGCUCCACGCCGUGGCCGUGCGAUUACCCAAGAGCGAGCUCAAGUUUGUGCUCGAACGCAUCGACCAAUGUCCUGUCCCCCCUGUCAUCUCCAUGGGGCCCGUGUACCGGAAGCGCCAACUCGCGCCCUCCCAAGCCACCAACCAACUGCACCAGAUCUACCUCCGCUUGCUCUCGACCAUCGUCACCACGUUCGACAGCCACAGCUUGAAAGCGUUGGAACCGCUCAAGCGAAUUGCGCUCUUGUUUGAAAAAUCAGACGCCUUGCGCAUGUUCCAAGACUGGGCGCCACCUCAAGCGCCCCCUGUGACCCACGUUGUUCCGUCGUCGGCCGUCGCGACGUCGCAUGCCGACGACCAGCACAAUGCGACACAGCUGCUGGACACUGGCUCGAGCUCGUUCUGGCAGUCUGCCGCCAGUUCGUCGUCGACCGACACACACGUGACCCUCGGCUUCGACCCCCCCACGACCGUCCACGCCGUUUCCAUCGCAUGGCAUCCGACCCAUCGCUGCCGCGACUACGCCAUCCAAGUAUCGACGGAUGGCGGCAAGACAUUUAACGACAUUCAACUCACCCGCGCACACAAGUCACAAGAACAUGCGGGGAACGAGCCCCAUGAUCAUCGACUUCACCUCGUGUCGCCCGUGGUGGCAGUGUCCCAUGUCAAGAUCUCGAUGGCACGUCCACAGAUUCAUGCCGAAGACGACCGUGUACAUUUUGGCAUCUACCACGUGCACGUGUAUCCGUCGACAGUCGAGUGUGUGUACACACCGCCGAGCCAGCUGCUGCAGGACCUCGUGGCGUGGGUGUCGUCGGCAGCCACCCAUUCCCCGCACGCGGCCAUCCGGGACCUGGCGCUGUCGAUCCUCCAGACGCUGGCGCUGGCGUCGGGGUCGCUCUGCGCGCUGCUGCGCGUGGUGCAGUGUCUGCUGCAGUCGGGGGAUACGACGCCCUUGUGUCCGAUCCAGACGGCGUCGUUUUUGACCGACCUGGCCACGUGCGUCCACAAAGUGAUGGCUCACUCGAGCGCCGACGAAAACGAAGCCAAGUGCAUGGAGAAGCGCCUCAUCAUCCAGCAAAUGUCGCUCAACCUACACGACCAAGUCACGCGCCGCACGAUUCAAAUCUUGCAAAAUAUCCCUGGCCUAGAAGUGUACACGUCCCCGGACGUGGCCGCGAUCCCCGGCCUCGAAGUGUACCCGUCGAGUGGCAUCAGUUUGGACCACGCGGCGGCGGACCGACUCGACUCGCGUGUGUCCCCUCAAACGACGUCGCUCGACGAAGAGGCCACCACCGGCGGCACGCCGUACCCCGUUUUGGUGCUGCUGCUUUGCCAGCAGCCGUCGUUUGUCCAGUGCAUUCAGUCUCGCGCGCAGUUGGCGAUGGUGAUUUUGAGCGUGUUGAGUGAGUUGAGUGUGUGGCAGAUGCAGCGGAUGCAACGCCCCGAAGAGUUUGUCGGCCGCCGCCAAGAAGACGAGCUGAGUCGACUGGAAGAUCCGUUUUCGAUUCAAGUCAGCUCCGAGCUCUUUGAGCUGGGGUACACAUUGCUCACGGAUCUGCUCGCGCCGUGGCUCAAUCCGUCGCAGCCCACCCACCUGCACGACGCGCUUGCCGCCGCGGCCACGCAGCUCACGCAGUCGCUGGCCCAGACUAGUCCCCCAGCCUUCAUCCUCCAUGCUUCUGCCGACACUCGCCCCAACGCAAGCCAACCUAGUAUGGUGGAGCAUCGGUUUACACCAAAUGCCAUGGGCCUCGCCGUGUUGCAGAUUGUCACGUCCAACGUUCGCCGCCUCGUGCUAAGUCAUGUGGACCCUGCUGAAGUGGGGCUUCAGGACGGCCAGGACCAGCUCAUUCAGGCGCUGGAGCAUCUGAUUCCGCUGGGUACGAAGCGGACGGACCCGCUGUUUUCACUGUCGCUGCAGGCCGCCGCGGCCAUCGAAGUGGGCAUGGAGGCAUUCUACCCGUCGUCCCAGCAACGCACGGAUAUGCUCACAACACGGAUGGGCCAUGGCGCGACGCUCGAGUUUCAGCUGCGGUGGCCAGUCCAAGAACGUGAGCAAGAAGACCCGCGCUACGAACGGCUGAUUUUGGUGUUGCAGCUGGCGUGCAUCAAAGAGGGGUUUGAGCAUGCGUUGCGGGGCACGUGGGGCGUAUGUUUGCACUUGGUCGUGGGCCUCCCAUCGACCCAAUCGACGGCCGACGUGCUGACGCAAUGCAUCGCUGAGAGCAUCCAGCAGGCGGGGUUUGCCGGGUGGAAGGUGGCCGCGGGCGCGCAGGAGGUUUCCAUCACGCUGCAGCGCCAUUUGCAUUGGAACCGCGUGGAAAAGUUGGGUCACGACUCGGGCUCGGGAUGGAUCCGCGUCUACCCCCAAGCCGUGGCGACCUACGACGACGUGCUGGUUGAAGUGAACGCGUUCGUGGGCCAGCAUGCAAGCGGGGCCAUGUAAUGACAAGGAUUUGUUUUGAUGCUAUUGUGAAUUCGCUAUAAACGUCCAAAAUUCGCGAAUCAAUAUUGAAUCAAGCUGGCGUUCUGAUUGGUUGAAUAUACUUGUGUCCUUUCGAGCCAAUCAAAU
Messenger RNA from Aphanomyces astaci, 3075 nucleotides. RefSeq lists its product as hypothetical. The transcript is spliced from 14 exons. The record is from RefSeq and is a predicted model, not a curated record. The coding region runs from base 34 to 2949 and encodes 971 amino acids. Lineage: Eukaryota; Oomycota; Saprolegniomycetes; Saprolegniales; Verrucalvaceae.